AUGACGGAUCCUUUUUCGAUCGCUGCAGCAACCGUCGGAACCAUCGAUGUAGUGUUCAGGGUGAGCAAAUCCAUUAAGAAGACGCUUUCGGGUGCGUCAAGCGUCGACCAAGAUGUCGCAGACCUACUAGAUCAAAUUGAAGAUCUUCUCGCCGUUAACGCUAACAUUAGAGACAUUCUCUCAGCCCCUGAACUUCUGUCAACAUUAUCCACGCCUGUGGAGAAUGGCGUUCAUCUUGAAGGAAUCUGGGUUGAUCUAGAGCGUAACACCCAGAAGAUUUUAGGAAGAUGUGGCCAUGUACUGCAUAGGCUUGACAAUUCGCUCAAGACUGUCAAAGGUUUGGAGCGACCAAAUGACAAUGUCUCUGUUGAGAAGGGUGCGACGUGGGCGUCGGAAGAAAGUAAAGCGAGUAAGAUUCGCCAUGCUGCUUUCAAGCGGGUAAACAGUAUUCGUGUGCAGUUGCGCAAGGAAUCGAAGGAAAGUGAGUUCCAAGAUCUUCGACAACAACUCGCAAACAAUCAAAAUGGCCUCGGCACCUGCUUGGCUGGAUUUAAUGUACGAUUGAACACAAAAUCUCACCACUCGAUGGAUGAAGUAAAGGAGUGUAUGGAAAAUAUCAGGAGCCAGUUGUCCUCGUCAAGGCAAACAGCGAAGCCGAUCCCGCAACUUCGAAAUCAGUAUUUUCAAGCACCCGUGGCCAGUAAUAUGUUUACAGGCAGGGAAGACAUGAUCAAUGAAUUGGGCAACGCCUUUGCCCUGAGCUUCACACCUCUGGACAUAGAGGCUUCAGAUGGAUCUUCAAGCAGCAAGGUACCUGUUUCGCAGAAGCGCUUCAUCAUUUUUGGCCUUGGCGGAUCUGGGAAAACAGAGUUCUGUCGGAGAUUUGCGGAGGUGUAUCAGCGACGCUUUUGGGGCGUUUUUUGGAUCGAUGCGAGCUCUGAUGACACUGCUAAGCACUCCUUCCAGGAAAUCAGCAAAAUUGGGGGCGUCGAUACGAAUAUAAAUGCCGCUAAAACCUGGCUUUCGGGUAUUGAAGAUCCAUGGCUCUUAGUGAUUGAUAACGCUGAUGACCCAAACAUACCCAUUCAGGACUAUUUUCCGGGCGGGGAAAAUGGUUGCGUUUUGGUGACAACUCGCAACCCAUUGCUGAAGAAGCACGGGACUGCUGGCGAACGAUGCUGUGAACUUGGCCAAUUAGAGGAUGAGGAUGCGGAAAUCCUACUUCUGAAGCAUGCACAAGAGUCAGAGCCAUGGACCUUGGAUGUCAGGAGAGAUGCUGCACACAUCACCGAAGCCCUUGGCUACCUGCCCCUUGCAUUAGUGUUUGCUGGCGAUUGUAUAGCCAAAGGCCUCACGAGUCGAGCCAAAUGCGUUGAGUAUCUUGAUGGCAUCUGGGACAGAAUCCGAGAAGAGAGUACGGCCUCGGGACAGGAUGUGGAUGAGACACAGAAGAAUGUUCUAGCUCCUUACGAUGCCUUCUACCGACAUCUUGAUAGACAGCCGUUACGAGAAGCUAAGGACGCAAUUCAAAUACUCAAAUUGUUUUCCUUGCUCCACCAUGAGAACAUUCGUUUCGAUUUUUUGAUGAAAGCCGCAGAGAAUCCGCCAUCAGUGGAAGCAAGACUGCGGCAAGACCUUGAAGAACAACAGCGGAUCGCCCUUGCUAAGAAAGGAAAAACGAUUGAAGAGAAAUCGAAACCUUGGCGCCGAGUGAUAAGAGACAGAUUCAUCCAAGCAGUGACAUGGUGUACAGACCGUGGCUAUCCUGUUCUUCCAGAAGCGCUCAGAAACGGUAGAGUGGAUCGUUUCUCCGUUGAUCGACUACGCGCAGCCUUAGUCAAGCUUACUAGUAUCUCGUUAGUGACACAUCGGCGGGUCAGAGACUCGGAUGUCUACUCGAUGCAUCCUUUAGUCCAUAAGUGGGUGCGUGAAAGGCCUCAGAUGAAGGUCGGAGAACGUGCCGUUUGGUGUCAAGCUGCUGCAAAUAUGCUGAGCCAAUGCAUUCCUUUACCUCCUUUUGGAGAGAGUCCCUCGGAUAUGGAGCUUCGAAGACGUCUACUUCCACAUCUUGACGCAGUACAGCGAUUUCAAGAAGAAAUCAGGCUACUUCUGGCGUCCAACAGGAGAAGACGGGCAUUGUCAUGGCUCCUGAUCGAUCAAGCUCCUUCAAUGACGAGGCAAAAAGCUUUACAAUAUGGCAAGUUUAGCCGUGUAUAUGCUGAAUGUGCUCGUCUCCACGAUGCCAAGAACCUUCAAGUCCAAGUCAAAGACUAUGUGACGGAAAUGUUAGGCCUGGAGGACGAAAGAACUGUACUGAUAUUCCUCGCAUUAGCCGGUACCUAUGGCGCGAUGACUCAUACGAACGACGCUGCGGCAUUGAUGAACCAGGCUUUAAGUACCUGCAAAACGUCGCUGGGUGAAAACCAUCCCCGAACUCUUAAAGUCAUGGAUGAGUUGGGUAAAUGUGAAGUGCAUCGCGGGAGAUACAAGGGUGAGUCGAUUUUCUUGCCAUGCUCCCAGCCUUCUCAACCGUUGCUAUCACUGAGUUGCUCGCUGUUGGAGACAUCGGACGGUGCUGACCCUCAUGUUCACCCAGAGGCCCUCAAACUCCAUGUCGACGCCUUAGCAGGAAUGAAGAUUGUGUUACCUCUAGACCACACAGAUGUCCUUCUUGCCACCGAUCACUUAGGUUUGGCGCACCAGCGCUAUUUUCGCUUCGACACGGCAAGAGAGCUACACAAAGAAGCUAUCGCGGGGUUGACCAGAACGCUUGGUUAUAAACAUCCGGACACUGUGGCAGCUCGAGAAAAUCUAGCAAUCACUUACCUAGAAGUAGGUCUGGAGUCUCUAAGUGCAGCUCCCAACUUGGAAUCCCUUCGCACAGCUCAAAAAUUGGAGCUCGAAAUACUUGAAGAACGCCGUCAAAGCUUAGGUAGGGAGCAUCAUCUCACAUUAUGGACCAUCACCGUCGUCGCUCGCAUUGAUAGCGCGCUCGGCCGUACGAAAGAAGCUGAAAAAGCCUUGCUUGAUGCACUCCCAAUCGGCAUUCGAAACCUACCCGAAGACCAUAUGGGAUUCAUGCUCGGCAAGACACAGCUUGCGCAGAUAUAUGUUCGGCAAGAAAGAUAUCAGGAAGCUGAGGAGCUGUUUGAAGAGGUUAUUGCCAAAACGAUGUACAGGAACAGCCAGCGUGAGGAAGGGGAGUCUCCAGAUCAGAUUAUGGCGAUGUGGUCUGCGGCCGAAUGCUACCAGAUUCAGCGAAAAUUUGUAAAAUCAGACAACGUUCUGAAGGACAUCUGGACAGCAUUGAUUGCCAUUGGCGGCACGCAGCAUCCUUUUGCCGAGAGGGUGCAGAAAAUGAUGGCAGCGGUGCAACGAGCUAUGAAAGAGGGAGAAGGCCAGCAUAAAGAAACAAUAGCCCAAUAA
Messenger RNA from Bacidia gigantensis, 3426 nucleotides. RefSeq lists its product as uncharacterized. NCBI's taxonomy places the organism in Eukaryota, Fungi, Ascomycota, Lecanoromycetes, Lecanorales, Ramalinaceae. Bases 1 to 3426 code for a protein of 1141 amino acids. The transcript has 4 exons. Gene Ontology annotation, molecular function: protein binding. The record is from RefSeq and is a predicted model, not a curated record.